Messenger RNA from Miniopterus natalensis, 5033 nucleotides. RefSeq names its product testis and ovary specific TOPAZ 1 (gene TOPAZ1). Lineage: Eukaryota; Metazoa; Chordata; Mammalia; Chiroptera; Miniopteridae. Gene Ontology annotation, molecular function: metal ion binding. The record is from RefSeq and is a predicted model, not a curated record. Gene Ontology annotation, biological process: spermatocyte division.
AUGCGGCGGCCACUGCCCUCGGGCACCACGACGUCCGGUGGGCGUGAAGGCGCUGCCAGAGGCCUGAGGAAGCGAGGCCGUCGGCCGGGGACCAGCGAGGUGGGAGUCGGCGGCCCCGAAGCCCGGGGGCCUGAGGAGAGCAGGCGGAAGAGGAGAAUGGUGGCCCGGGCGGCUGAGAGAGAAGAGGUGGAAAGUGACAAGUCGGCCAAGGAAAAAAGAAAAGUUACUGAAGCCUCGAGUGAUGAUCCACAGCCAGGGGCUGACCUGGUAAGAAAGGAAUCAUUAACCAGUUCGGAAUCUUUCCAAACAGUGGAGUGCAGUGAAUUUCAAAGUACAGCUCUCUUGCAGUCUUUGGGUAAGGAAGUUUUGGUAGACGGUAUUAAAAGAAGAAUUCGAAUUAAAACACUUGAAAGCUUAGAAAGUUCACCUUUCAAAAUAACUGAAAAUAAGGCUACACAAAAUAUAAAGGUUGAAUUCCAAGAUGAACUGUACAAGAAUACUCCGAAAUAUUCUUGUAACAGCUUGUCACCUGGAGUAGAAAAUAAUUCUGUUUUAAAGUUACAUGAUUGCAGUUGUUUCCCCCAUUCCAAGGAUUGUAAUGAUGAAAAUAACCUUACAUGUAAUUCUGAUGGUGGAUGUAUUCAUGUAUCAGAAAAUUCCUCAGAGUUCAAGAAAGGAAGCCUUAGGAGCCUUUCAGAUAAAAGGGACACAAGUAAUAUUCCUCAGCUUUCAAAAACUGAAGAAAACUUCAUGGGAGUAAAUAAAUUACUGCUUGAAGAAAGUGAUUUAUACCAAAGAAAAAAUAAUGGCUUGCUUCCCUGCCUUCAAAAUGAGAAAAAUACAUACUCCGUAGAGGAGAGCGGUGCUGGGAGAAAACCCAGGAAGAGGGUGAAGGUGUCUGAAACAGAUGAGGUGGUUACUGGGAUGAACUUCUCUAAUGCGCAUAACAAGUCUGAGUUGCUGUUACAAGAAAACAAAAUGGGUGCUGAAGAUAAAGAAGCAGAAACUUCAAAAGUCUUGAGAAAAGUAAACCAUAAUACACUCUCUCCAGUGCAUCACUUAUCAAGUCUUCCAGAAACAGUAGGAAAAAAGACAAGUCCUGAGCAUCAUAUAAAUACUAUGUUUCAGAAAACCCUAGAGCCACUUUUGAAAGAAGAAACCAAGAAUGCUUCAGAGCCCAAAGAAUGGAAAAGCACAGAACCAGAAGAAUAUUUUAAGUCAGUGAAAAGCUUGAAAGUGAAAUCGCCUAGUGACUGCCAUGCUGUUGAAGAGAGAUCUCAGGGAGACCUAAGAAAUGAAGCGGAAGAACCUAAGUUCAGCUGUCGCCGAGCAAUACCAAUGAUGGGUAAAAGAACUUGGCCUUGUUAUUCAUGUGCUAGAGUAUCUGCUCACUGUUGGAAAAAGGCUUCCUUGCCAAAAUCAAAUUACUGUCUUCCUGGGCCUGGGGAAAGCUUUAGGCAAGAUGACUUUCUUAAACACCAAACAAAUCAAACUGACUUAACUGACUCCAAAUUAUCAUUACAAAGUUCCACAAAAGAAAGAAACAGUGAAUCUUCAAGUAAAGAAAAAUUGGACUCUAAUGUAAAUUGUUUAUCUUCAGUCUCUGAAAUAGUCUCUGCUGUAGAACCUACUCUAACUGUUAUGAAGGAACCCAUGAUCGAUGAUGAAAAGAUGACGUCCAAGGAACUGAGCAAAAGUGAGUCAGAGGUAGUUUCUAAUACGACUGAAGAAACUCGGUUACCUAAUGUGACUCAAAACUUAAUAGGAAGUAAGAAAAAAGAUAGAGGAACUCUAACAAAACUUAAUUUGACCGUGGCUUCCCAGCAUGGCCAGGAACCUAAUAACCCUACAGGCAAAACUAUUCCUCGAAAAGCAUGUACUGCUAAGCCAACACUUGUGGUUCCAGACUUGGUUAAAAUAUUGAACACGGGACGGCUGACUAACUUUAAAAUUCCUUUACUUAAGAAUAAAACAGAAAAAAGAAGAGAAAUAAAUGCCAAGUCUUCAGACAGAGAAGCAUAUAGUCCCCUAGAGCUUCUUGACAAUAUAUCUGGAGCAGAGAUAAGACAGAAUAGGAAUAAAGAAAACGUCUCCACAGUAAUUUCAGGACCUCAAUCUUUAAACAUACAAAAUGUCACUACAGUGCAAGCUAGUUCUGACUCAUACUGCAAUAAGAAUUUCUAUAGUAUCUCUUCAAGUUUUUUAAAGCAAGGUAAUAAUAACAAGCCAUCUAACUACAUCUCUGAACCAGGCAAUAUUGUUUCCAAUAAGAAAGCUGUUCCUCUCACAGUUGAAAAUAAUACACUUUUUUAUGAUCCUGGAUGUACAGAGAAAAGCCCUGCCUUCUGCUCUGAACAAGAAACAUUCAAACAAGUUUCCUCUGAAGUUAGUGGUAGGAAAACGACUAAGAACUUUUCGGACAUUAAAAUUAUUCCAGAUAUUCUUAAAGCAUAUGAAGAUGAUGUCCUCUUAAUUGAUGUAAUUCAAGAUGACCCAGACCUCUUUGGAAUCUCCACCGAAGGGGAGCUCUCAUUUACUUCAGAGGUCCCUGUGAUAAGCCAGGAACCCAAUGUUGCUGAAGAGCACCAAUCAGCAGAUUCCAAGCACAUGGAACUUCCCGAAAAAAAACCAAGUGAUAACUUGAGAGAACUUCCUGUAUUGGAUCCUGGAUUGAUGAAGUCAGAGAUCUGUACUUCCUUGCCAGCAGCAAAUGAGAUAAAAUAUGAUUUUAAAGAUGUAAACAUUUCCUUAGGAGAAGUUAAUAGGACCUCUCAAAAUGAAAAACUGGGAGACUUCAUUGAACACAUAAAAAAUUCAGACUUGGAUGAAAAGUGUAAAUUUUCAGACAAAGUGACUGUUAAAGAAGAAAAGGAAAAUAUGCAUGAAGUUUGCAAAAGCAAAGAUUCUAAAAAUGCAGAGAUUACGCUUGGUGAAUGUCAAUUAGCAACACUGGGCCCCAAACCUCUGUGCUUAUCGCUACCACCUUUGAAUAAUCCAAGUGCUGUUCAAGAAGACACACUAGUAAAGCCAUGGAUGAAUGAUACCAGAUUUCCAGGACAGCAUUGUGUCCUAAAGUUGCAGAAUCCUGAGACCUCUGAAAUAUUUAAGAGGGAAAAGAUUGUAAGGGUGUUUCAGAAGUCCCUAGGGUUGAUGAUACCCCAUAGAUACUGCAAAUUUCAUUUUAAUACAUUACGUGGCUGUGAGCGAUCACAGUGCAAGUUUGCUCACGUGCCUGAGCAAGGGGAUGAAAAGGUUUGCAUGGAUGUGUUUAAGAAAUAUAUAAGUAUCAAUGAGCUGUGUUUGCUACAACGUGCAGUAAACAUGUUUAUGGAGUACUACAGAAAGUUUCCUCCUGGUGUACACUUUGAUUUACAAGUGCUAAAUGACCUUCUGAAUUCUUUACUCAAACAUUGCUUAUUAAAAGAAGUAUUUCAGGUAUUGAACCUCAGCAUAAUGGUUAACACGCUGCCUGCUCUGAAAAUACUACUAGAAAUAUUUGAGUACGUGGCAACUAUGAAAUUAAGGAGUGCUGUACCUGCUUUAAUUGAUAUCUUUUGCAAGCUUGUUGAAGCUGGGAUGGUGCUUGACCCAGAACACUGUAACUAUAUUGUUAAGCUCUUACACCAGGUACAGGCUUCCAAACAAGAAAUAACUGCAGUUCUGGAAAUGAAAUCCAGGUUACAAAUGAGGCAGUUUAAAAAGAACUGGACCUGUGAUUUAGAUUCAGCCUUGAAUGAAAUAGAGAACUGUAAAGAAAAAGGUGACUGGACCAAAUUGGGAAAUUUAUACCUUAAGGUAAAAAUGGACUGUGAAAAAUUUGCAGAUUUCCAGAGAUUCUGUACUUGUGUUGCUGAAACACUAACAAAAGGCUAUAAAGAGGAGAGACCAAGUGUCCCAUUUUGUGAAUUUGCUGAAACAGUUAGCAAAGAUCCACAAAAUAGUGAAGUAGAUAAAACUUUGCUGGGAAGAAUCGGAAUCAGUGCUAUGUACUUCUAUCACAAGCUGUUGCAGUGGUCCAAGGGAAGGAAGGUCUUAGAUAUGCUCUAUGAAUUAAAAAUACAUUUUACAAGUUUAAAAGGACUUACAGGGCCUGAGAAGUUAGCACCAAGAUGUCAAAUUGUGAAUGUUGCAGUAGAAAUUUUUCUAAAAAGUGGAAGCCUAGAUGGUGCCAUGUGGGUAUUAAGAGAGUCAGAGUGGAUAAUCGAUACACCACUAUGGCCUUGUGAUAGACUGGAUGUACUCAAUCGACACAAUCUGCUCUGUACAAUUGCACAUGAAAUCUUAGCGAAGAGCCUUUACAGACAGACAUUUGAAGUUUUGCAAAAUCUACCAGGUUUUCAAAACUCUCAAGAAACUGUGGAGGUCUCACAGUACAGCCUUCUUUUUAAUAAACUUCUAGAUGCCUGUAUAGAAAGCAACAGUCUUGGUAUUUCAUCCUCUGUAGCAGAAUUCAUGAUUUCAAAGAGCAUCCCUAUUGAUUUUUCCUCUCUUAGAAGAUUAAUUACUUCUUUAGGAAGGAGUUGUUUAUGGCUCAAAGCGAGAGCUCACUACAAAAGUGCUCUUUCAUUGGGUUGCUAUCCACCAUUAGAGGGAAAUUUAUAUCGAAAACUCCUACGGAUUCCGUCUUAUUUAUCUGAGAUUGAAAUGCUUUUAGCUAUCGAAAUCUUCCUGGUAUCUAAUGCUAGUAGUAUUCAGAGUCCUGGUACUCCUACACAGACACUUCAGAUAGUUUUGAAAAGAUGUGAAGAAAACAAAUCCCGGAGCAAGGAUGAUUACCAAGCUGCAGUGGAAAGAUUAAUGAUGGCUGCUCGUUUAUCGGAUCCCAAGCUUUUUGUUAAGCACAUGACCGUCAAUGUUAAUAAGGAACAGGUCUAUAGUUUGGAACAUUGUUCUGCCCUGAAAUGGUUGAAAGAGAACAUGAAGUGGGCUGGAAAGGUUUGGCUUUUCAAUAACCAUUAGUUAAUACUUUUUUUUAAGUUCAAGUAAUCACUGUUGAAAAUAAGAUAAUAAAAAUAAAGACGGUUUUCACUAUA